AUGGCACAAACACCACAGCAGCGCCAGGCCAACAUGCGCUUUGCGAAGGCGCAGGAGAAGAAGAUGGGCCGCCCCGAGACGGUGCAGGUUGUCAAGCCGCGGGGACCGCAGAAGAGCCCCAUCAGCAAGGUCUGGAUCAUCUUGCUCGCCUUUGUCCUCUGCGGUGGACUGCUUUUCGAACUCCUCAGGAUGUUCUUCUAG
Ascochyta rabiei is the source of this 201-nucleotide messenger RNA. RefSeq lists its product as uncharacterized. Bases 1 to 201 code for a protein of 66 amino acids. Gene Ontology annotation, cellular component: endoplasmic reticulum. Lineage: Eukaryota; Fungi; Ascomycota; Dothideomycetes; Pleosporales; Didymellaceae. The transcript is spliced from 3 exons. The record is from RefSeq and is a predicted model, not a curated record.